Didymodactylos carnosus is the source of this 696-nucleotide messenger RNA. Lineage: Eukaryota; Metazoa; Rotifera; Eurotatoria; Philodinida; Philodinidae. The record is from the annotation of a GenBank genome assembly.
AUGAAAAAGGCGGAGGCUGUUAGACGGGCCUACCGGCAGCUAGAAGCAGAACUUGAACGUCAAAAACAUAUUCAAAAUCAACAGAAGGUUGUAGAAGAAAUUAAGACACUGCAGCAAGCAUUCGAAGAUAAGCGGCAAAGUGAAGUCCAACGCAAGCAGGAAGAAGAAAAAAAACAACAGCGUCGACGACAACAGGAAGAAGAAGCUUUGGAAGAGCAGCGGCAACGUAGUAGAGAACUAGAAGAGAUUGCUCGACUAGUUAUGCAACGACAACAAACUCAUUUGGGUAUUGCUGGAGUUUUUCUAUUUAUCGGUGCCUUUGUAUUUUUUAGUUUCGGUCGAGAUACUAGUAGUUUUACAUGGCAUUAUAUUCAUAUGUCUGCUGCCGUAUUAAUUUCUAUUUCCAUUUAUCUGUUCAUUGCUACGGGAGCAGUACCUGGUGUUCAUGCUGUUCAUAGAAUAUUUGCUAAUAUCUUUACACAUCUUGGUGCUGGUUUAAAAGAAUAUGGUGUAGCAGUAGUGAGAACUACAGUUAAUAUGCGUGCAGAAGUUCAAAGUGGUGCUUUUACGGAUAAUGGGAAAAUGCUGUCGAGAGCUAUCAGUGGGAAUAGAGUUUUGGUGGAGGCAGGUGCUGUCCCAGUUAGACUAAAGGCUCACACACGUGCUCAAGUUGGACCUAAAUGUAUUGUUUCAUGA